AUGGCAGUGGAUCUCAAAGCCCAUCUGACGCUCUCUAUUUCAUUUGGAUCAAACAAUGAUUUAGCCCUUCAAUCAACAUACAAUCCUCAAGCCAUAGUAAUUCUGGAACCGCAACACAUGAAUCACCCAGUUAUUUUACACUCUGAUGCAAACACAAAAGAGAGUGCAAUUGCUCUAUCUGCAAAAACAAGAAGGAAGUUGCGACGUACAAAGAUGAUUACAGCUGAUGGAAGUUUGAAUGAAACAGUCAAUACGAGUGAGAUGUAUUCUGAGGACUCAACAAUACAGAGGUGUAACAGGAGGAACUUGCUAGCUCAUGACGAAAACAAUAAACCUUCUGAGGGUGAUGAGAUUCUUUCAUGGAAUUCUUGUGGUUUGGGGUUAGCUAGAAAGAAGAGGACAGUUUCAAAGUUAAUCAGGGAUUUUGAUAUAGAGGCUGAAGGUACUAAAGGGGGCAUUCUGGCUAUGUGGGAUAACUCUAAGUUUGCGGUAUCAUCAGUGGAGUAUGGUCAUGGUUGGAUCGGGUUAUUUGGGCAGAAUAUCUUGACAGGCUUCUCAGGGGCGGUGGUAGGUGUUUAUGCCCCUUGCAAUCAAGCUGACAGACUUCUUCUUUGGAAAGACCUUCGUAUUCUGAAGGCUGCUUUUGAGUGUCCUUGGUUUUUAGCAGGUAACUUCAAUGAAACUAUGUUGCGAAGUGACAGAAGCAGUGGCUUCAUUAAUAAGGUGGGUUCAACGGCUUUUAGACUUUUUAUUGAUGAUUGCAACCUAAUUGAGUACAACAUGUCAGAGGGUUUGUACACCUGGUUUCGUGGGGGAUCCAUGAGUAAACUAGACCGUAUUUUUUCUAGUCCUUGUUGUCAUUUGCAAUUCCCCCUUCUGUCUCUUCGACGGCUUCCAAGAGGGUUCUCUGAUCAUUGCCCUUUAAUCCUAGGGGUUUCACCUGCAGAAAAAGGUUGGAUUCCUUUCAAAUUCAUGGAUUGUUGGCUCCAUCAUCCAAAUUUUAAAGAUAUCGUAAAGGGUAUAUGGGAUGAAGCUUGCAAUGAAUUUUCAGGUCAGUUCAAGCUCAUUAAGAAGCUCAGCUUUAUGGCAACUCGGCUAAGACAGUGGAAUAGGGUUGGUUUUGGGCAUCAGGAGACUGCUUUGUCAUUGAUCCAAAGCAAUAUUUCAGCUAUAGAAAAGAAAUCAGAGUAUGGGCAAUUAUCUACUGCAGAGCAGAACUCGCUUGAUUCAUUGAUCAAGAAACAGUGGCAAUGUAACUUGCAUAUAGAAAGCAUGUGGCGUCAAAAGUCUCGCCAAAUUUGGUGUCACCUGGGAGAUCGCAACACGCGUUUCUUCCAUCUAGUUGCUAACUUCAGGAGGGCUAAAAACCAUCUCCUGAAAGUGGUUCAUAAUGGUUCUGUUGUUGAAGGUUUACUGAUCAUAAAAGAUGCAGCAGUUAACUACUUCUCCAACUUAUUCAGAAGUCCUGAUAGAUUCCGAAUUGGUUUAGGGCCUAUUGGUUUUAAAACACUCUCGGCUUCUUCUUCAGCUAGCUUGGAGCGAGAUAUCACUUUGGAAGAAUUAAAGCAGAGUGUUUGGGAUUGUGAUGGGAGCAAGAGUCCGGGUCCAGAUGGUUUCAAUUUCAAAUUCUACAGGCUUGCUUGGAAUUUCAUUGCAGAUGAUCUGUUAGACCUGGCCAAGAAUUUCUUCAAAACAGGUAGGCUUCCAAAAGGAGUCAAUCAUGCUUAUGUUCAUCUAAUUUCGAAGAUAGCUUCCCCAGUUGGCUUCAAAGAUUUCAGGCCUCUUAGUUUGAUUCAUGGCAUUUACAAGAUAAUGGCUAAGGUUCUUUCUAGCCGUCUGAAAGCGGUUAUGCAUGACCUUAUCAGUGAGAAUCAAACAGCUUUCUUGGCAGGGAGGCAAAUAAUUGAUGGGUUUUUGGUUGCCAAUGAAGCAGUUCAUUCCUUGAAAAGACACAGAGUGUCGAGCCUUAUCUUUAAGGUGGAUUUUCACAAAGCUUUCGAUAUGCUGAUUAAUGGAUCUCCUUCUAAGGAAUUCUUGAUGGGCCGUGGGAUUCGCCAAGGUGACCCCCUUUCUCCAUUCCUUUUUCUAAUAGCAGCAGAGGGAUUAUCUGUUUUGUUUCAAAGAGCAGCUUCAAAUGAUCUUUUCAAAGGUAUCCCUUUUGGAGACGGCUUUUACCUCAGUCACCUACAAUAUGCAGACGACACUUUGAUCUUCAUGCCUGCUAAUCUUCAUAUGGUCAAAACAGUUAAAAGGAUCCUGUUGUGGUUCGCUAUUUGUUCAGGCAUGCCUUUAGGAUCCAAUCCUAAAAUAUUGUCUACAUGGAAGCCUAUUAUUGAGAAUUUCAUACGAAAGUUGAGCAUGUGGAGAGGUCGUAUGCUUAGUAUGGCAGGACGUAUCUGCCUAAUCAAAAGUGUCUUGAGUUCAUUGCCAGUAACAACCCAUUUUUACUCCCCAACUUUCGAGAAUGGAAUCCCAAAAUUGCAUGGUCAUAUUUCCCCAUUUUGGAAAGAUGUUUUGUCAAUCUUGGAUCCAAAUAGUGUCAUCGGCUUAGUAUUGCGUGAAAACAUUAAAUUUAAGAUUGGAGAUGGAUCCUCCAUCUUUUUCUGGUCUGACGUGUGGAUAGGAUCAAAUGCUUUACGUAGCAUUUUCCCUAAGCUUUACAAAAUUUCUACUUUUCGGAAUGGUUUGGUUAAUGAGAUGGGUCAAUGGGUGAAUGAUCAAUGGCGAUGGAAUUUGGUUUGGCGUAGGAAGCUCUUAUCUUAUGAAGAGCAACAAUAUCAUCAUUUGCUCUCAAUGCUGGAGCCAACGAUAAUUCGUCAAGGAAAAGAUGACAAACUUAUAUGGCCAUGCAACUCUGAUGGAAGCUUCUCAGUUAAAUCGUGUUGCACCCUAAUUGACAAUACCUUCUCUGCGACUGAUAGAGUCUUCGAAGCCAAUGUUUGGAUUAAAGGCCCCCCCCCGAAAGUUCAGGUGUUUCUCUGGUUGGCAGUACAGGACAAAGUUUUACAAGCUAAAACAAGAGCUCCUGCUGAUUCCAAAGCAAUAGGACCGGCAUCUGACCUUUUGGCCACCUAA
Messenger RNA from Populus nigra (black poplar), 3075 nucleotides. RefSeq lists its product as uncharacterized. Lineage: Eukaryota; Viridiplantae; Streptophyta; Magnoliopsida; Malpighiales; Salicaceae. The coding region runs from base 1 to 3075 and encodes 1024 amino acids. The record is from RefSeq and is a predicted model, not a curated record. The transcript has 7 exons.